AUGCCAUCGACCAAGCUGACAACGCGUGCUACUCGACCUGCGAAACGCGCACGUAGGUCUGCUCGUAAACCCUCGCUGCGACAGAAUGCCACCCGUGUAAGCGAUGCAACGCGUGUAUCUGGCUGCAACAACGACAGUUUUGAGUCCCAUGGUGCCAAACCUGGGCAAACAGCAGCUCCGGAAAACCCUCCACAACUCAACUCCCCGUCGGUUCCAGCACCGUUGUCGUCACCCAGUUUCAUGGACGACUAUUUGCACUGGGACCACGUCGACAGGACGGCUGAGGCGCCACAGGCGCCCCCGGCGGCAGCAGCAUCAAUGGCCCAUAGCUUACUGCUCGUGCACACACAACCAGUGCAUUCCGUGUCUGUGAGUUUGCUGCACGACACGUUGGAUCUGCUCGACGCACAAGACUCGCAAUCGCGGUCUCCCAGUUUCUCGGCGUUUUCAGACCCAGACCAACUGCUGGAUUCGUUGCCCGAACCAACUGCAGCGGACCACGACGUAAGCAAAGUGCCCCGAAACCCACCGCUUCCACUGCAACAUUUGACAGAAGUGGCCAUGAACGCGUGUCCCGAGCCACCCGUGCUGUCACCAGAGGACUCCUUUGUACAAUAUCUCUCGCAUAAGCUGUCGCGAUACUGCGGUUACGUGUCCAGCGACUCACACUACUGCGACAAGAUCCGGCUACAAGAAAUAUCGUAUCGACUCAGCAAAACCACAUUUGAACGUUGA
Lachancea meyersii CBS 8951 is the source of this 735-nucleotide messenger RNA. Lineage: Eukaryota; Fungi; Ascomycota; Saccharomycetes; Saccharomycetales; Saccharomycetaceae. The record is from the annotation of a GenBank genome assembly.